Messenger RNA from Vicia villosa (hairy vetch), 1126 nucleotides. Its product is annotated as putative protein phosphatase 2C-like protein 44. The transcript has 4 exons. Gene Ontology annotation, cellular component: cytosol; nucleus. Gene Ontology annotation, biological process: protein dephosphorylation. The record is from RefSeq and is a predicted model, not a curated record. NCBI's taxonomy places the organism in Eukaryota, Viridiplantae, Streptophyta, Magnoliopsida, Fabales, Fabaceae. Gene Ontology annotation, molecular function: protein serine/threonine phosphatase activity. Bases 192 to 1034 code for a protein of 280 amino acids.
AAGGUUAUCUUUGAGUCUAAGUUUUUUAUUUAUGGUCAAAAUCUUACUCAAGAUUCUGCAUGUGCCCUUUUAAAAUAAAGCCAAUCCAUUUCUUACUCAACACCUAUACUUGAUUUACUAACUUUUCUGGUCAACUUCUGCAAAUAUAAGUUUUCUUCCUUUCAACUUCUGAUCAAACAAUAGUGAACAUCAUGAGAAUCAGAUAUCUUCAUCUCAAGCUCAAAGCAUUUAGGUUGAAAAGGUUUCUGCUAAGAGUUCUAGGCAGAAAGAGAAUCAGAAGGCUUAUGCCAGCAAAUAAGCCUUCAUGGAUGACACCAAUAACACAUGGUUAUCAAGUGGUGGAGCAUCAUAUGAUCAUAGAUGGUUCAGAUUACUCAGACUUUGAUUCAAUAGUGGUACAAAGAGAGCAAAUGGAUCAAACAGAAUUGUGGUAUUUUGGAAUCUUUGAUCCACUAGUAGGGGACAAGGUUACCAAGUAUAUGCAAUCUCAUUUCUUUUCAAAGAAGCUUCAAGAGGCUCAGAUAUGGAGAAAAAGCAAAGAAAUGAUGAAGAGAGCUUAUCUUGGUGUAAGGGCAAAGAUGAGAGAAGAGAAUAGAUAUGAAGAAACAUGUAGAAUGAGUUCAGCAUCUGUUAUGGUAAUCAAUGGAGAAAAACUUGUAAUAGCUAAUAUAGGAAAUUACAGAGUUGUUGUAUGUAGAAAUGGCAUGGCUCAUCAGAAAACUGACACAUAUCAACAAUCAGCCAAAAGACAUUGGUCUCACAGAAUAUUUUCAGCAUAUGAAUCAGGAAAUGCUGUAGCUACCAGGUAUUCUAGCAGCUCAGAACUUGUCAUCAGAAGUGAAAGUAUUGACUCUGAUUCUGAAUUUCUGAUACUAGCAAGCAAUGGCAUAUGGGAGGUAAUGAAGAACCAAGAGGCUGUGAGUCUAAUAAGUCACAUUGAAGAUCCACAAGAAGCAGCUGAAUGCUUGGCAAAUGAAGCUUUAAAUAGAAUGAGCAAAAGCAACAUCUCAUGCUUAAUCAUUCGCUUUGAAUGAUGUUUCACCAUGUUCAGUCCUGAUAGAGUGAAACUUUGUAUGCAGAGUUGUUACUUACAUCACCGACCCUUUAUUGCAUUGCUAUUGAUUGA